CUUUCCUUUCACUUCUGAUAUGAUCGGAUCUGCGUUAUCUUUAUCACUAAUUGGUCAUUCACAAGAUUUAACGACUGCCCGUCAUUUAACUCGAAAUAGUACCAUAAAUAUUCCUACUAGGUUGAUUCCAUCUGAGAGCGUUGCUCCCAGCGAAACUGAUAAUACGUCGAGAUUGAAUGUUUUGGAUGAUCAUACGGCUAUGGAUGCUGGGUUUUUAAGUGUUACUCCUAAUACUCCCGCAGUAAACCGUCUUCUUCAUGAACCAAUAGAGGAGGAAGAUGAAGAACGUGAAGAUGACGAUCAGUCUUAUAGCAGGUCAAAAACAACGAUGAUAAUAUAAAUCUUGUAAGCUUACAUUAAUAAAUAAGACCUGAUAUUUGUGUCAUCUUAUUAAUAAGGUAUUUAUGUUUUACAUGUUUCACUCGAAAUCUUGC
Molecule: messenger RNA, 434 nt
Organism: Schistosoma curassoni
Lineage: Eukaryota; Metazoa; Platyhelminthes; Trematoda; Strigeidida; Schistosomatidae
Source: the annotation of a GenBank genome assembly